Molecule: messenger RNA, 1662 nt
Organism: Uncinocarpus reesii 1704
Lineage: Eukaryota; Fungi; Ascomycota; Eurotiomycetes; Onygenales; Onygenaceae
Product: serine/threonine-protein kinase RIO1
Exons: 2
Coding region: 1-1662 (553 amino acids)
Biological process (GO): maturation of SSU-rRNA
Cellular component (GO): preribosome, small subunit precursor; cytosol
Molecular function (GO): protein serine/threonine kinase activity; ATP binding
Source: RefSeq, a predicted model, not a curated record
AUGGCUUCUGAGCAUGCGACAGUGCGGCGAGACGCCGCCCCUCCUAGCCAUGAUACUGUCGCUGCGCAAUCUGAUACCCCGCCAAACGAAAUCCCGCCUGGAGAUGAAAAGCAUAUGGAAGAACUCGAAGAAGAAGAGGACGACGAAUACUACGAUGAUAUCUUUGCAGAUGAGCUCGCCGAUGAAGAUUUCCUUUCCUCGAAUCCCGCAGACUACACAAAAUCAUACAAUCGUCAACGUCGACUGAACGAGGUAGUUGCAGAUCCCAAUGCCCCGAAAUCGUCCUAUCCGAAGAUCAACCCGCAAAAGCCCACCGUAAACACGCAUGCGAAAAUUGACGACCAGAUAGCUACAUUGUCCAGUCAUGCUGCGAAGCUACGGCUGGACGAUUUGCAGUCCGGCCUUGGAGGCCGCACAUCCAAGGGCGCAGAGAAGAGCGACAGGGCAACUUCAGAACAAGUGCUGGAUCCGCGAACAAGGAUGUUGCUGUUACAGAUGAUCAACAGAAAUAUCAUAUCAGAAGUCAACGGGUGUCUGUCGACAGGUAAAGAGGCUAAUGUUUACCACGCCGUUUCGUAUCCUGAUGGCGAAGACGAGCCUGUACAGCGUGCCAUCAAAGUCUACAAGACAAGCAUUCUUGUAUUCAAAGAUCGGGAUAAAUUUCGGCAAGGAUACAACAAGUCUAAUAACCGAGCAAUGGUUAAAGUCUGGGCGGAGAAGGAAAUGAGGAACCUCAAGCGUAUAUACGCGGCUGGAAUUCCUUGUCCUGAACCGCUGUAUCUACGGUUGCAUGUGCUGGCAAUGGGAUUCCUUGGAAAUUCAAAAGGCUUACCUGCCCCUCGACUAAAAGACGUUGAAAUCGAAGAAGAUCCCGAAGCCCGAUGGCGAGCCCUUUACAUGGAACUAAUCGGAUACAUGAGGACUAUGUAUCAAGACUGCCGGUUGGUCCAUGCAGAUCUGAGCGAAUAUAACAUUCUCUACCACAAACACAAGUUAUACAUCAUCGAUGUCAGCCAAAGUGUCGAGCAUGACCACCCUCGGAGUCUGGAAUUCCUCCGCAUGGACAUCAAGAAUGUCAGCGAUUUCUUCAGCCGGAAAGGCGUCGAUACCCUAUCUGAGCGGACGGUCUUUGGCUUUAUCACUUCAUCAGACGGGCCCCGUAUGGUGGACGGAUCCAACGAACAGAUGAUCGCGGCGCUGGAGAAACUCUUCGCCACCAGAGCAGAUUCUCAAGACACGGAAGAUGCCGAACUUGAUACAGCGGUGUUUCGACAGCAGUACAUCCCUCAAACACUUGAACAAGUGUACGACAUUGAACGUGACGUUGAAAGACUCCAAGCCGGCGAAGGUGAGGAUCUGGUAUACCGCGACUUGCUGGCCAAUCGUGGCAAAGCGCGUGCUGCAGACGAUGUUGCGCCGGCAACGGUUGAAGACGGCUCGGAUGAGUCUGGAGGCGUCUCUGUCUCAGACGGGGAAUCAGAGGAAGACGACGCCGAGUUGGAUCCGUUCGCCAAAAAGGCUCCGCGUGGGAAGCGGUUUGAGGACAAGGAAGCGAAGCGGGACCAUAAGCGUCAGGUCAAGGAAGAAAAGCGGGAGCAGCGCGCGAAGAAGAUGCCGAAACAUAUCAAGAAAAAACUUAUAAAUGCUUCAAAAAGGAAGUAA